AUGGAUGGGGAGUUGCCGGAAUACAACAGUGAUGUGCAAAAUAUGUUGGACCUCUUCAUCACAAGCGAGCAGGGCCACCUACUCCAGCACGAGAAUGGUGAUGAGAUGCAUGGCCUGCUGGGAGCCACUACCAACAUGGGCAACACUGACGAUGCCAACGCUGCUGCUGCAGACAAAGGCAACAAUAACGAUGGAGAGAUCAAUAGUGAGCAGAGAAUGGUGACAAGGCGUGCAAAUUAUAACCGUCUCCGUGGAGAACAAAUCCAACAACUUGAAGUUGUGUUCCAAGAAAGCCCUUAUCCAGAUGCGAAACUCCGGCAAGACCUUAGCGAGAGGCUUGGCAUGAGUGCCCUCCAGGUCAAGUUUUGGUUCCAAAACAAACGCUCCUCCAGCAAGGGCAAGAGGCAACUACAGGACACCAAAAAUCUUCAGGGAGAGAACCAGAUGCUAAAAGAUGAAAACCAAGCUAUCAAGUGGGUUGUUGAACACAAGACAUGCCUCAAAUGCGCAGGGGUGAUACUAAAAACUCAGGAUACCUCGGAGCACCAACGCCUGUGUACAGAGAAUAUGAGGCUCAAGGAAGAACUCCGCCGUGCCACCGCCUAUCUUAAAGAGGGUCUCUACCGUAAUGGCAUGUGGCCCCAAUUUACCCGCAACUUAGCACAGCGUCUUCUGUGUUAGUCAACGUCACAUGAACCCUAGUUUCCUUUAUUCCUCGGCCAGCAAAUAACGCGCCAUGUCGUGUGUGUAUGCACACGACUUGGCUGCUGGUUUAUUUCUUUAUGUAGACUGUUGUGGUUGCUAUAUGGGAUGGCAUGAGACCUAGCGAUUGCGGCAGCAAUGUUGGGGUUCUGGAGUGAGUGGC
Molecule: messenger RNA, 865 nt
Organism: Triticum urartu
Lineage: Eukaryota; Viridiplantae; Streptophyta; Magnoliopsida; Poales; Poaceae
Source: RefSeq, a predicted model, not a curated record